This is a messenger RNA of Talaromyces atroroseus, 744 nucleotides long. RefSeq lists its product as hypothetical. Lineage: Eukaryota; Fungi; Ascomycota; Eurotiomycetes; Eurotiales; Trichocomaceae. The transcript is spliced from 4 exons. The record is from RefSeq and is a predicted model, not a curated record. The coding region runs from base 1 to 744 and encodes 247 amino acids.
AUGGCGAAUCUUUUUGAGAAUAUCGGAGAGAUAGAGGUAAUGGGAGAUAUUUGGAAUUGUACUGCCCAAUCUCCGCACAACAACGACGUCAACAUAAUCGCAAGAAAUGACCAGUUGAUGCCUCUCGGAGGUACUCAGUAUAUGGGCCCCGAUUACGGUUAUGUUCCUCAGACUCUGCUUGACAACGGCAUGAAUUAUCACGGCACAAGCAAUAUCAACGCAUAUCAUGCACCAUUUCUGCUUGAAGAUCUCAAUGUGGAUCUAAAUGUUGAUUUUGAGCAAGAUGGGACGAUGAUGCUCGGCGACGACAUGUUUGAAUCAGGGCGCGCGUCCCCUUGCCUACUCCCGCCGAUGAAUAUCAACGUGCCAAUGCAGCCUCAACCUAAAACUAGGCGGGAUACAACACGAGAGAAAACAAGACGCAAAUCCGUUCUACAUACAGAGAAUAGCUUUAUUCAGAGCCUUCGAGCCCAGAAUAUACCUUGGAAGAAAAUCUCCGAGUUAUUUUCCCAGCGAUUUGGCAAGGUUAUGAGCAAUGCGAGCCUCCAGAUGCGCAUGAUACGCCGACGGAAAAGGGCAGGGAUAUGGAGAUACUCAGAUAUCAAGCUGCUUCGUGAGGCCUACAAUUAUUGGGAAACAAAAAAAUUCGCUAUCAUUGCGAGGAAGCUACAGGAAUUAGGAGCUUCGCAAACAUAUACGGAGCGGCAAGUUGAAUUUCAAUUACAGCAUUCUCAGCACGAAUAG